AUGGGAGAGAAGGCAGUGAAGAAAUGGGUGGAAAAAAUUGGGGAGAAUGCUGUUUGCGGUCCAGAGCAAGAAGUAUCACUGUUGCAGUUUGAUGAUUCGAAAGGAGAGUAUGUUGGAUAUGUGCCAUCACAAUUGGCUGCGCAGAUGGUAGAUGAUGAUUGGGCUACACAGAGGCCAUUGAUUCCCAAGUGUACUGAACUUACAGUAAUAGCCGAAGAGGGACAUGUGACUGGAACUGAAAUUGAAACUGCAGCAACUGUUGAUUGGAAUGUCGUUGAAUUAGAUGAGCCUACUAAUUUGGUCAUUGCACCAAUGCCUGACAUUGAGAUGGCCAAACUUUUUGGCAUUCCAGUCGAUGACAGAGAUAAGCGGGAGAGGGGUGAAUCUAGUUUGCCUGCUAAUGCUGAUGAAGAUGUAGAUGGACAAUUGAUGGAACAAGCUGCAGAUGAAAUCGACUGCGCCGAGGAGGACGGCAUCGUGGUGUUCCAGGGCGGCAGCAGGGUGAAGGCAGACGCCAUCGUGCACUACACUGGGUACAAGUACAACUUCUCGUUCUUCGGCGACGACUCUGCUAUCACGGUGGACGACAACCACGUCGGCCCGCUAUACAAGCACGUGUUCCCGCCGCGGCUGGCCCCUAGCAUCUCCUUCGUCGGACUGCCAUUCAAGGGAUUCCUUUUCCGGGUGUUCCAGCUCCAGAGCAGCUGGGUGGCCGGGGUUCUGUCGGGGAGGAUCGAGCUCCCGUCGUCAGAGCAGAUGACGCAGGACGUGGCGUCCUUCUACUCAGACAUGGAGGCCCGCGGACACUCAAAGAGGUUCACCCACGACCUGGGCGUAGGCACAUUCGAGUACGAGGAUUGGCUGGUUGAGCGGUGCGGGCUGGAGAGGAUCGAGGAGUGGAGGAAGGAGAUCUAUGUCGCGGCGAGAGGCAGGGUGAGGGACCAGCCGGACAGCUACCGGGACAAGUGGGAUGACGACGCCCAACUGUUGGAGCAAGCGCAACGUGAGAUCUCGCCAAGUUCUGAUCUUACCUCAUCGAGGGCUACUUGCGGUUCGGCUUAUUCGGAAAUGGAAUGGUUGAUGAUAUGA
Messenger RNA from Triticum dicoccoides, 1089 nucleotides. RefSeq names its product flavin-containing monooxygenase FMO GS-OX-like 4. The coding region runs from base 1 to 1089 and encodes 362 amino acids. NCBI's taxonomy places the organism in Eukaryota, Viridiplantae, Streptophyta, Magnoliopsida, Poales, Poaceae. The record is from RefSeq and is a predicted model, not a curated record. The transcript has 4 exons. Gene Ontology annotation, molecular function: flavin adenine dinucleotide binding; N,N-dimethylaniline monooxygenase activity; NADP binding.